CGGAUAAAUUGAACAAUACUAAUAAAAAUAGACAGAUGUGCUUCCUGUUCGAGAGGAUACUCUUCAGUAGUAUCAAGUAAUUUUGGCGCUGAGCCACCGGAUGUAAUUGUAGUCUACGGACAUCUUGACCGAAGUCGUCUAUCAGGAACUGUCCGUAAGCGCAGUUAGUUUAGAAAGUUCAAGAGUGUACGCAAAAUCAUGUCAGUAAAUGCAUUUUUUCCUUUUUUGGGACAAAUUAUUAACCAUGAUGCAAUUCAACAGUACUAGUAAAAUAGUUAGGUACGUAAAAUACGCGGAAAAAUCUUUCUUCUGAAUGCUACUAGCUCUCUCUUUUAUUCUGAAAAGAUCCGUAUUUCGUUUACUACUUAAUGAGAUUGAUUUAUUCUACCCGGAAGUUUCAAGUGAGAAAACUAUCCAUCGAAAUCGGAAGCCAUACUUGGAAUCAAAACAUAGUACUAUAUCCGUUUUGUUCUGAGAUAUUACUUAACUUUUCUCCACGUAAUUAACGCCCAUUGUCAGUGAAUGGAAUCAAUCAAAAACGAGUUUUGUCGCAAUCACUCCAUUAGGGCUGCAAUUACCUAAAUGUGUAAUAUGAAAUCACACAAUCCAGCCGACCGGAACUCUGAUGUAAACGAUGGUCGUGCAUUACUUAUCCUUUUACUGGUAAUUGCCCUCGGUCUGGAAAUUUCCCAAACACUGGUCCGCAGCUGAAGCACAACCAAAGUUUUACUGUGGAUUUCAAUUCCAUCGCAGCCUUCAAACGAAACUGUCCUGCAGUUUCGGAGUGACCGUCGUUGCGGUAUUCGGUUUAUAGUUUCCUGUUCAAGUGGUUCGAGUGUCGAAACCGUGGUCGUCCGGGACAUCAAGCGAUACGUUUUCAACGUAGGAAAAAUACCUUUCACUGGUCAGCUGCAUCGGUCAGUACGGGUUCCCAUCGAGAGCCUCAGUUUAGUGCAGGAAAGACUUGCGUGUGUUCUUUUUUUUUUCAUACUGCUGCCGCACUGAUUGCAAUUUGCCGGAAAUCGCCUGGAGACAUAAAACUGGUGCAACUAUUACUACUACAACUACGAACGUUCGCUAUGCUACCGAUAAAACCUUUUUAUUACCUAUCGAAACUUUUCGGUCUCUGUCCGUAUCCACUGGAUGCCGGAACCGUUUCGGGAAAAACCCGCACCGGUCAGGCCGGUCAUCUGUUGCCCACGUUCGCGGCACUGCUGUUCUACCACUUCACCAUGGCGAGCAUCUUCUGGCGGAGCGGAGGUGCAUCGGAAAUCUCCGCCGCUGCCAACUGGAUUCAGUUUCUGCCGAACUCGUUUGCGUACGUAUAUGCAAUAGCAUGCGCUCUUCAAAACCGGGCACUUUCCUUAGACAUUCUGAGUACGAUCGAGCUAUGCGAUGAGAAGCUACGCAACCAGCUGGGCAUCUGUUUCAUGGAACCAAACUCUAAAGUAAAACGCUAUACUAUUCUAGCAUCUUUAGUCAUUGUCACCUGCGGCAGUGCACUGUGCGGUUUGAACUUUAUGAUUGGCGUUAAUUGGUCUGAAAUCUGGACGCUCUUCUAUUGGAUCGCAUUCUGUAUGCCGAAGGUCGGUCUGUUGAUUUUCAGUUUCCAGUUCGCUGGCAGCAUAAUGCUCCUGUCCAACCGAUCGAUUCUGUUGCUGAAUGCGAUAGACAAUUAUUUAGGUGAAAUUGAGCAGCAGAUGAAAUGCAAACCGUUGGGUCUGAUCGAUUUUAGUAACCAGGACCCACCGAGCUAUCGGAAGCUGACCCCUGUUGCACCGGUGGUCGGCAGUAUGGUCAAGGUGCGUCCCAUGCUCUCGUCGGACACCAUCGAAACGGUUGGCCAAGUGACCGUACAUCUGCAGCAGCUAGCGACCAAGAUAAACGACUGCUUCGGGAAGCAGGCCAUAUUUUCGCUCCUGUCUGCGUUCAUCAGCAUCACGGUGCAGCUCUACUAUCUGCUGAACCAGAUCCGGACCGAGUUUGCCUACCAGGGAGCGGUGCUUCACGGACUGGCUGCUGGUAGCAUUCUGGUGCUGCACGGGCUCGAGUUUUGGGUGCUGUUCACCAGCGGAGAAAAAGUCCGACACAAGUGGCGAAAGUUGAUCAACUGUGUGUUCCUGGCGAAGGCCAAAUCCAGCGACAGUGAAUAUCGGGCCAAGCUAGACGACUUGAUUGCUUUUAUGACUUGUAACGUACCCGAAUUUCACGCGUAUGGAUUUUUCCCUAUCGACUUUUCCGUUCUGACGGGGAUGGCUUCAUCCAUUACGACCUAUCUGAUUGUUUUGAUUCAGUUCAAGAUCUCUGAAGAGGAAGAGACUGGCACACAAGGAAAAUCAACACAACAAGGAACCGGUCAGUACAGUCCCUUCUUCAUGGGUAAGUGAAGAAGGAGUAGCUCAUACAGAUUUUUGGUAUUCCAAAAGGUUCAAAUCCCGAGAAAUUAUCGUUACUGUAGAAAUGGAUACAUAUAUGAAGUAUUAAUUAAAUGCUU
Molecule: messenger RNA, 2494 nt
Organism: Malaya genurostris
Lineage: Eukaryota; Metazoa; Arthropoda; Insecta; Diptera; Culicidae
Product: putative gustatory receptor 2a
Exons: 7
Coding region: 1080-2387 (435 amino acids)
Biological process (GO): sensory perception of taste
Cellular component (GO): neuronal cell body; dendrite; membrane
Source: RefSeq, a predicted model, not a curated record